AGAAAAUAAAACAGAUCGAAAAAGGGAGAAAAAGUAGUCCCUGCAUAAACCUCUUUUGAUUUCUUUUUUCUGUAUAUUCCUGCAGCUACGUUACGCACGUAUACGUUUACUACCACUACAUACAUACGUACAAACUCCAUCUCGCGGAACUACCGUUCAUCGCGCACCGCCGCACCCGCACCCGAACCAAUCUUUUACCUGCAUUACUUUCUCCACCAACAAUAGCACAACACAAACACACAAUACACAGCGCAUACAUAACACACAUAUUCACCUCUACAUAACCCUGAAGUAUCAAACCCGCACAAUGCCCCGCUUCCUCAAACGCAUCUUCCCAGACCACCUCUUCCGCCGCGACGCCACCUCAACAACAGAUGUAAGCCAGCUGCAGCGCUCACGCCGCGUGCUCGUGCGGCCGUCGACAAAUGCGCUGUACGAGUCUUCUGCGUCGAACUGGCGGUUAGGUGUUUUUUACGAGGGAGAAGGGGAGACGGGGCGCGAGGAGCGGCGCGCGUUGAGGGAUGGGGCGAGUGUGGCUGAGAGUGAGGCUGUUGGUCUGGAGAGCGGGUUUGCGGAGGUGCCGCAUGAGCAGUUACCUGGGCGCAAGGAGAGUCGCGCGAGGAGGAGGUUGAGUAAGAGGCAUAGGAUGCCUGUUUGAAAGAGAGUCUGUGAAGAUAUGUGUGGUGUUCGUGAGAUUGAAAGGCCGUAUUGGCGUCACAGAGGUCGCUGGAGGGGAGUAUGGCGCU
Molecule: messenger RNA, 746 nt
Organism: Bipolaris sorokiniana ND90Pr
Lineage: Eukaryota; Fungi; Ascomycota; Dothideomycetes; Pleosporales; Pleosporaceae
Exons: 2
Coding region: 308-658 (116 amino acids)
Source: RefSeq, a predicted model, not a curated record